Messenger RNA from Colletotrichum spaethianum, 1104 nucleotides. RefSeq lists its product as uncharacterized. The transcript has 2 exons. Bases 1 to 1104 code for a protein of 367 amino acids. The record is from RefSeq and is a predicted model, not a curated record. NCBI's taxonomy places the organism in Eukaryota, Fungi, Ascomycota, Sordariomycetes, Glomerellales, Glomerellaceae.
AUGGGCUCCUCCGCGGUACUCCCUUCGGACCUAGGCAUCCUCGAUCGCCUUGCCUCUCUCCCUGUCGAGCUUCAACAUCAGGUCUUGUUCGGGUUUCUAACGGUAAGCAGCCCCUGUGCCCUCUCGCUCUUCGUUCCGGACUGGGGCGUCUGCAAACAUACCGCGAGCACUAUCAACGCUAUAUACGACCUGCAACGGGUCGACGUUUACAUCAGAGGCGCCGGCGCCGUGAGGGGUAAGUUCGAGACCGGGAUGAGGCACGAUGACGGCCGCCACGUGAUUUUCCCUCUGAUGAAGCAGAUGACGCCGGACGACUCGAGUGAGCUGAUGGAGGAGCUUGUACGAAGGUUCCCUGCAGCGAUGGAGGGGGCUCUACGAGACAUCAAACAGCAUGUCCUGCAGCGUUUCGAGCAGCUCUGGCCGAGGGGUCCGGAUGACGAGUUAGGUAAGUGCAUGGCUGGCGGGUCGUUGGUGUUUCGCGAAUGUGGUGAGACCACUCGCGGAGGAAGUGCCGACGGUCUUGACACUGGACCAAACCCGGCAAAGGCGGCGCUACCACGACACUUGAUGCUCAACGGCCUGCUAAGAGACUCCUGGCGUGAACUCCGCCUGCGGCGCAACGCACUCACUAGCUUCAGGCUUGAGAUGAAGCUCUUUGUCAAACGGGGUCCAGAGUUACUCGCAGUUGAAUGGAGCGCCAUGACGCAGCUCGAAAGCCUCUAUCUCGACCUGCGCGCCUACAGGCGAGGACGGGCGACCGAAGAUAGCAUCCGUCUUGGCGCUGCGGAGAUGGCUUGUCUCCGCCUCGAGUCUCUCGUGAUCGCCGGGCUGAAGAGCGGAGACAGGUACCUGUGUGACUGGGAGACGGACGAGAAAGAGACCGACGGCGGGGUGAAUUGGGUCAAGGUGUUUUGCGGGGCCGUCAGAGAGGGCGGGAAGCUGAUGUUUAUUGACCAGCGGAUGUUGGACAUCAACUGGGAGGGGUGGAGGAUGAGGGCGCAGAAGGAGAGGUUGUUGCCUAACGUCGAAGAGGCGGUGGUCGGGGAGUCGGGGAACGCGACGUAUCUGAGGCACGUUGAUAAUGUAUUGAGUGAAGGCAGGUAG